Messenger RNA from Aureobasidium pullulans EXF-150, 4514 nucleotides. RefSeq lists its product as uncharacterized. Gene Ontology annotation, cellular component: cytoplasm; plasma membrane. Gene Ontology annotation, biological process: endocytosis; endosomal transport. The transcript has 6 exons. The record is from RefSeq and is a predicted model, not a curated record. NCBI's taxonomy places the organism in Eukaryota, Fungi, Ascomycota, Dothideomycetes, Dothideales, Saccotheciaceae. Bases 213 to 4397 code for a protein of 1394 amino acids. Gene Ontology annotation, molecular function: calcium ion binding; protein binding.
CCGCCGUAUCCGUCCUCAUCUUCUGUCUAGCAGCCAACCUCUUGUACCCUUGUCCUGUACUAUCUUUCCAUCUUGCAUUGCCAGUCGCGUGUACAUCAGGAUCGCCCACUACUGCUCUCUUUGCAUACAGUCCACCUCUGUCUGGACCCACGUCAUACCCCUAAUACCAACUUGCAUCACCGCAUGAGGGAUCCGACACCAACCACGGCAUAAUGGCUGACCACUUCAACCAAAACAACCUCAACCUCUCGGCUGACGAGAAACGAUACUAUGGCCAGCUGUUCCAGCAAGCUGAUACCGAUCGAUUGGGUGUCGUCACGGGCGAGAUUGCUGUGCGCUUCUUCGAAAAGACAAAAGUUGCUCCUAAUGUCCUAGGCGAAAUUUGGCAGAUUGCCGACCAUGAGAACCGCGGUCUCCUCACAAAGCCCGGCUUCAGCGUAGCUCUUCGUCUCAUCGGCCACUACCAAGCUGGUCGCGAACCUACUGCUGAGCUGGCUUUCCGCCCCGGCCCGCUACCCAAGUUCGAUGGCAUGCCUCCACCUCCUCCUGCGCCUGCUCCCGUCGCAGCAGCUCCUGUCCCCGCCCCUAUUCAAGCACAAGGCACUGGUAUCAGGAUACCCCCUCUCAACCCUGAGAAGUUGACACAAUAUGCAAAUCUAUAUGAACAAUCGGCUGGAGGCGGUUACCUGUCGGGCGAACAAGCAAAGGCCAUCUUCGAAAGAGCGGGCUUGCCCAACGAGACCCUCGGACGCAUCUGGCAAUUGGCCGACCGUGAAGGAAAGGGCUCCCUCGACAAGACCGAGUUCUGCAUCGCCAUGCACCUCAUAACAUGUUACAAGAGUCGCGCAUUGGCAGGCUUCCCGAAUGUCCUUCCUCCAGCACUUUUCGAGGCCGCCGCUCGUCGUCCCAACCCUACAGGCCGUUCGUCGGUGCCUCCCGCUGGCCCAUCAGCUAUGCCUCGUCAAUUCACCGGUCCUCAGGCUCGCGCCCAGAGUCCUCUUGCAAGAGCUGCGUUCGGUGCACCACCACCCAUGGCCCCACAAACCACAGGCCCUGCCUGGUUGAUUGCUCCUCCUGAAAAGGCCAAGUACGAUCAAUUCUUCUCGAGCAUUGAUACGGCAAACAAUGGUGUUCUGAGUGGUGAACAGGCCGUCAAGUUCUUUAGUGACUCCGGUCUGCCUGAGGAGACUCUGGCUUCCAUUUGGGACCUGGCAGACAUCAACUCCGAGGGUCAACUCAACCGCGAUGAAUUCGCCGUUGCCAUGUACUUGAUUCGCCAGCAGCGUAGUGGUGCUCCUCUCCCAGCCUUCUUACCUCCGGCUCUGAUUCCCCCAACCAUGCGUAACCAAGCGCAUCCUACCCCUCAGACCACUGCGCCUGCAUUCGACAACGCCAACAACUCUUCGCAACUUCCCAAGUCGGCUACUGAGGACCUCUUCGGACUAGAUGAGCCCAUGCCUCCAAUCCCUGCUCAGCAGCCGGCCCCCGUUCCUGUCUCGACACAAAACACUGGAAACGCAUUCGGUUCUGAUCCAUUUGCAGGAGGUAGCAAGCCUUCUUCUCCUCCACCCAAUGCUUCUCCCAGAAACUUCACUCCUCAACAAACUGGUGGCCCCUCGUCUUUGUUCAAGCCGUUCAUCCCUACCUCAGCCUUUGGUGCCACUCUUGCAGCGCAAAACACUGGAGGAAGCAACGCUCCAAGCAGCGCUCCAAGCAAUGCUACCAGAAGUCCCCAACCUCCUUCUGCCAUGGACGACCUUCUCGGCGACGCCAACGACGAAGAGACCAGGAACAUCACCGAAGAUACAACCGAGCUUGCAAACAUGUCUAACCAGCUCGGCAAUUUGAGAAACCAGAUGCAAGACGUUCAGACUAAGAAGACUACCAAUGAGCGUGAUCUUGCGGCUUCGAGUGCUCAGAAACGUGAGCUCGAACAGCGCCUGGCUCAGUUCCGUGCUCAGUACGAAAACGAAGUUAAAACUGUCAAGUCGCUUGAGGAGCAGCUUGCUAACUCGCGCAAUGAGACCAAGAAGUUGCAACAGGAGUAUGCUAUGAUUGAAGGCACUUAUCAAGACUUGCAGAAUCAGCACCAGCAGGUUUCUCAGGCUCUUACUGCGGAUCAACAGGAAAAUGCCAGCCUCAAACAACGCAUCUCGCAGAUGAACGCCGAAAUUACUCAGCUCAAGCCGCAGCUCGACAAGAUGAGAUCUGACGCUCGCCAACAGAAGGGCAUGGUCGCCAUCAACAAGAAGCAGCUCGCGACGAACGAGGGAGAGCACGAGAAGAUCCAAACUGAGAUGGGAGACUUGAAGAAGGCUGCCGAGGAACGUGAGCUGCAAGAAAGACAGCAAGCUGUAGCCGCACAGGAAGAGCGUUCGAGAGCUGUUGUCUCGCCUCAACCGCCAUCCACUGUGGUCAGCCCUGCUCCGUCAAACACCAACCCGUUCUUCAGAAAGGCAACUGCUCCUAGAGAAGAAGGUACUCUGUCGCCUGGUGGUUUCUUGUCAAGUGCUCCUAGCCCUAGUGCCUUCGAUGCGUUGUUUGGACCUUCGGCAUCAUCCCAACAGCAAGCUGGAACGCACACGCCUCCGGUCACGUCCUUCAGAUCUGAACCUUCUGGUCCCUCGGUAUCCUCUGACGGCCGUCUGACUCCUGGUUCUCCUACUUUGUCUGCCACUGCUCACGACGAGCCUCCCCCGCCUCCCCCGGAGUCGAGACAAUUUACUCCCAACAUCUUGCCUAUGCGCCAGCCUUUGACUAGAGAUCAGUCCGUUGCUUCCUCUAACCGUGCAGCACCUCCUGCUAGCAGAAUGGGCGAGCAAGAUGCUGGUGUCACUUCCCCGUGGGAUCACCCACCUACCAACACUUUCAGCUCUAAUCCAUGGGGCGGUGAGGAUGUUGCUACUCCUCCUGCUCAGAUGUCUGGUCCAGCUAUUCAAUCACAGAACCAUGACGGAAACCACGAUAGCGUGUCCAGAGAUGUGCCUCAGCAACUGGAAGAAGAGAUUCCUGGUGCUUUCCCCGAGACUCCCAUGGAGACCCAAACUACUGGCCAGUCUACCCAAGCACCUGCACACGACUUCGAUUCUGCCUUUGCCGGAUUCGGAGAUGGCCAACAGCAACAGAACGGUGAUCACUCGGCUACUCAUGAUCCUUUCGCACCUGCACCGGUAUCUAGAGAAAUCGAUGCUGCACCUGUCUCCCGAGAGGUCAACGCUGCACCCGUCUCUAGAGAAGUUAGUGCUGCACCUCCAAGCUACGGCAACUCCGAGUUCCCCCCAAUUCAGACUCUGGAGCAUGAGGAUUCUAGCAGUGAUGACGACAGUGACAGCGAGCGUGGUUUCGGCGAUGACUUCGGUGCUUCUGAGUCUCAUGUCCCAGCUGCCGCAGCCGAGAUUCCCUCUGGCGAGCAUCGCGAACUCGUUGUUGGCGACUCACGUCGUCCCAGUGCUGUGGGCACACAUUCCGCAACCAAUUUGUCCGAGCUCCCGAGCAUCACGGCACAAACGUCCCCACCUUCCUAUGAAACAGCUCAGGAAGGUCAGCACCGCAGUGGCUCGAACAACUUCCCUCCCGAGUUUACCGGACUGCUGCCUUCACGCGAAGACCCCACACAGUCUCCUGUGCCACAUUCCGUACCCCAGGAGCCUCAGCAACCCCAGACUCCAAUGACCAGUACGGCUGGCUCUGAUCACUUCCACGACGCUCACUCUCGUCCUAUGAGCAAUGUCACCGACAUGGGAGCCACCUCUUUUGCCAACGUUGGCGAUGUUACGCAGCAUGUUGCUCCCGUUGCACCUCAAGAGACCACCAAGGAUGCCUUCGAUGACGACUUCGACAACUUUGAUGACCUCGCUGAAGCCAAGGAAGCUAGUGGUGAAGGCUUCGACUUUGGCUUCCCCGGCCAUCAGAAUACUGACGAGUUUGAUGCAAACUUCGACUCGCCCGCUCAAUCGACGAUCCACACUGUAUCUUCGCCUCAAGAGACACCUGUGACGAGAACCGCACCCAACGGCUUCUCUGAUUUCGAUACCAACACAAGCGGGUCGCAGCAACAAACGACAAUUGCCAGCCCUUUCGCAUCGACACACGCACCUCAAGCACAGCAACCGCAUGACUGGGACGCCAUCUUCUCGGGUCUUGACACACCGGCACCUCAAGUAGAGCCUAGCUUUGCAGGCUCAAGACUAGGCGACGGAGCAGCGACUCCCAAAGCCUCUGCGGCACAGACUACAGCAAUGCCUCCAUUGGGUCGCGCAAUCAGCACGGGAACCGAGCACGACGACCCUAUCCUGAAGAGAUUGACAGGCAUGGGCUACCAAAGAGAAAAGGCUCUUGACGCAUUGGAAAAGUUUGAUUAUGAUAUUGACAGAGCUAUCGAUCACUUGUCAAGCUAGAAAGUUGACAAGCUUAACUGGAAUCUAGCACGGUGGAUGGCAGGUGGAUGAUGAUACCUAGUGUGUUUGUCUGUAUAGUAGAAUAGCCAGCCAUAAUUAAUGGAAAGAGAGAAGCAG